Molecule: messenger RNA, 3816 nt
Organism: Closterium sp. NIES-65
Lineage: Eukaryota; Viridiplantae; Streptophyta; Zygnematophyceae; Desmidiales; Closteriaceae
Source: the annotation of a GenBank genome assembly
AUGUCGGCUGCAAGCGCGACGGCCGCAUUCCCGUCGCUUGACGGCUCGCCGCAGCUGCGUCGAGCCCCGUUUCAGUCACUUUUGGUAAAAUCUGGGUCAGGAUCCCAACGGCAGUCCCACCUGAUCCUGCGCCAUUCCGUCCCAUGCGGACGCAUCACUCAUCCCGAUCGACCCAAUGCACCCGUGCAUUUAAACCCGCUGCCGCGUUUGGCGCUUUAUUCCCGGCCGCGCCGGGCGGUACGCGCAGCAGCUGCACCUACCCCAGUUGUUUCCGCGACUGCGGCGGCUCCGCGGGGCGGCAGGGACGGCGAAUACGACAGGACUGACCAGUGGGACGAUACGCGCGCACGUCGUUCUGAGGAUUACGAAGAUGACUAUAACGAGGAUUUCUUUGCCAGCGACGUGGCGCUGCCGCCUGGCGCGCGGUUCGGGAAGAGAGACCAACCGGAUGAGAGCUGGAUAAACGACUCUGAUUGGUCGAGGGGAUCCGCGGGGCCGCGCAAAACGGGGCAGGGAGGGGAGGGGGAAGGCUCUCGCGGAAGGCGGCAGCAGGGGGACCGCGGGGGGUUGCAGGGGAGUCGGGGGGGAAGGAGCGGGAGAGACGGGGAAAGCGCGGGGGCGGGUAGGGGGAGGAUGAGGGGAAGCGCAGGCGGGGGGGAUGGCUGGGGGGAACUGGAGGAGGCGGAGGGAGCAGCGGAGAGGCGCAGGGUUUUAGAGGAGCAGGGGAUUGCGCAGCAGCGGAGGGGUUUGGGGUUUAAGGGAGGGAGGGGAGGAUACGGCGGUGGCGAGACGGGGAGGUUUGGGGCGGGGGAAGCAAGAGAAAGGAGCGGUGCUGGGAGGGAGGAGACUCGUCUGGCACAGGGUUCAGGGUUUAGGAGAGAGAGGGAAGGUUUACCUGAGGGGAGGAGGGAGGAGACUCGUCUUGCACCGGGUUCAGGGUUUAGGAGAGAGAGGGAGGGUUUACCUGAGGGGAGGAGGGAGGAGAGGAGUGAGAUGGGAGUGAGAAGGGAGGCGCGAGAGGAGGGGUGGAAGGCGGCGGGCGAGCAGAGGGGCUAUGGGAGGGAAGGACGGGGGGGUGGGUGGGUUGGGGACAGGCGCGUGGGUGGAAAAGAGGAGGACGGUGAGGAAGGGGAGUCGAGGAGCAGAGGCAGCAGCGGCGGCAGCAGAGGCAGCAGGGGCGUGAGCAGGCGGCAGUGGGGGGAGUAUGGGGAGGAGGAGGACAGGGGCGAGCGGGGGACAAGGUCGUUUGGGGUUGCAGCAGCAGCAGCAGCAGCAGCAGCAGCAGCAGGAGCGACCGCAGCCGCAACGGCAGCAGCAGGCGCAUCUCUCCUUCCCCUCACAGCAGCCGCCCCUUCUUCCCCUGCCCUGCCUUCCGCCCCUUCCCCUUCCCGUUCCCCUUCUCCUCCCCUCUCCACUUUCCCCUCCCCUUCCCCCUCCCUUUCCCCCUCCCUUUCCGCCUCCCCUUCCACCUCCCCCUCCGCCUCCCCCACCUCUUCGCGCGCCCCCAAGCUGAAGCUGGCGCGGCCGCGGGGGGUGCCGUCCCCAGGGAAACCGGGGGAGGGCGUGAGGCCAGGCGUGCCGGUGUGCUACGGGUGCGGGGCAGAGCUGCAAACACGCGUGGAAGACGCUCCUGGGUACAUUCCCCCUGACCGAUACGAGAUGCUCAGACUCUCAGAGCACAGGGAAGGCCUUUUGAGUCGACUCAAAAGACUCUCAGAGCACAGGGAAGGCCUUUUGAGUCGACUCAAAAGACUCUCAGAGCACAGGGAAGGCCGGGGGAGGGGAGGGCGUGAGGACGGUUGCGCCGGUGUGGUGUGCUAUGGGUGUGGGGGGGAGCUGCAAACACGUGUGGAGGACGCCCCUGGGUACAUUCCCCCUGACCGAUGCGAGAUGAAAAAACGCCACACGCAGCUGCGAUCACUUGUCUGCACGCGCUGCCAGCAGCUGUCCCACGGCCGCAUGGUACCCCCACACCCCCUUCCCGUCUCCCGUCUCCCUUCUCCCGUCUCCCUUCUCCCGUCUCCCGUCUCCCUUCUCCCGUCUCCCUUCUCCCGUCUCCCUUCUCCCGUCUCCCUUCUCCCUUCUCCCUUCUCCCUUCUCCCGUCUCCCUUCUCCCGUCUCCCUUCUCCCUUCUCCCGUCUCCCUUCUCCCUUCUCCCUUCUCCCUUCUCCCUUCUCCCUUCCCCCGUCUCCCUUAUCCCAGAAAAAGCGCCACAAGCAGCUGCGAUCACUGGUCUGCACGCGCUGCCAGCAGCUCUCCCACGGCCGCAUGGUAGCAGCCGUCACGGGCCACGGCGGUUACCGCGUAACCGGCCCGGCGGACAUGUUUGUGACAGCGGAGGCGCUGCGGCAGCAGCUGACGUACGUGCGCGGGGAGAAGGCGCUGGUGGUGAAGCUCGUUGACCUUGUUGACUUCAGCGGAAGCUUCCUCUCAAGGAUUCGCGACAUCGUGGGACCGAACCCUAUUGUUCUGGUUAUCACCAAGGUGGAUCUGGUACCAGAGGGCACGCACAUGGACCCGGUGGCGGACUGGGUGCUGGCAGCUGUUGCGAAGAAGAAACUCAAUGUGCUGGCGGUGCACUUUGUGAGUGCCAAGGCGCGCACGGGGCUGUCCUCUGUGGCUGCAACCAUUCAACGUGAACGCCAGGGACGAGACGUCUAUGUCCUGGGAGCAGCCAAUGUGGGCAAGUCUGCUUUCAUCUGCGCGUUGCUAGACGAGAUGGCGAGUCGGGACAUCAUGGCAGCAGCAGCGCGGCGUCGUCGCCCCGUGGCCUCUGCCAUGCCAGGCACCACCCUGGGACCCAUCUGCCUCAAGGCUUUCUCCGGUGGAGGGGAUCUGUACGACACGCCCGGGGUGCAUCUGCACCAUCGCAUGGCCGCCAUGCUGCAUCCGUGGGAUCUGCACCACCUCGGCCCGAAGCGACGGCUGAGAUCGUUUGUUGUCACUGGGCCUCUGGAGCAGCACACAGGCGCAGGCAAGGGAAGGGAAAAAACAGAAGAGAAAGCGGAGAAAGCGGAGAGGGGGGAGAAAGGAGAGAAAGGAGAGCAGAAAGAGAGUGUGGAGGAGGCAGGAGGAGAAGCGCGUGCAGAGGAGGGCACCAGUGGAGAGCAGAAGGGGCUUCAAGGCACCUCUCUCUUCUGGGGCGGCCUCGUUCGGAUCGAUGUGGUGAAGGCGCCAGCUGGCACAGCUCUCACCUUCUUUGGCCCCGUGGCCAUCCGCGUAUCCACCGUGCCCACCCCUGCCGCCAAUGCCUUCUAUGAGGCUGAGGUGGGUCGACUGCUAGUGCCGCCAUCCAAGCCAUUGGAGGAGCCAGCUUGGGAGGGGCUGCCGUCGCAGCGGGCCUUCUCCUUCCGCCUGCCUGCCAAGCGCUCCAGCCCGGUAGCUGACAUUGCAAUCUCCGGCCUCGGGUGGGUCUCCUUGUCUGGCGUAAAGUCACGUCAGCGCACCAACCCCGAUGCUGACGUGUCAUCAAGUGACGCCACCACCAGUUCACAUGCUGGACACGUGGAGCCUACUGGCAGCUGGGAUGAUCCCGAUGCUGCGAACGACGCUCGCGGCGGUAUCACUCGCUUCGAAGGCCCUGGUAACCAAACGCCGGGCAUGGGUUACAAUGACGAAGAUGGUCAUGGGAGCAGCGGUUUGUUCGGAAAGCAAGAAAGCGAUGUGGAGGUAGUGGUGCAUGUGCCCAAGGGCAUUGAGGUGUUUGUAAGGCCUCCCAUGCCUGUUGGGUGGUUUGCCAACGACUGGUAUCAGUAUGAGGAGCUCAGCGAGAAAGAGGAGAUGUCGCGGCCUCGGGUGUUCCACGAUGAAGCUUAA